AUGGCGCUGGGCCCCGAGCCAGUGAGCAGGUUCCCCGAGCUGGCUGCGACGGGCAGCCCUGUGCCCGAGCCGUCUGGUGCCCCCAACGCAUCCGUCAACGGCUCCUGGGCCGGCGCAGCGGAGCCCAGCUCCCUGGAGGACCUGGUGGCCACUGGUGCCAUGGGGGCCGCACUCUCAGCCAUGGGCGUGGUGGGUGUGGCAGGCAACGUGUACACGCUGGUGGUCAUGGGCCGCUCCCUGCACGCCUCGGCCUCCAUGUCCGUCUACGUCAUCAGCCUGGCGCUGGCUGACCUGCUCUACCUGCUCGGCAUCCCCUUCGUCGUGGCCACCUAUGGCACCAAGCAGUGGCACUUCGGCGAAGUGGGCUGCCGGGUCCUCUUCAGCCUGGACUUCCUGACCAUGCAUGCCAGCAUCUUUACCCUGACCGUCAUGAGCAGUGAGCGCUACGCCGCCGUGCUGAGGCCCCUGGACACAGUGCGGCGUUCCAAGGGCUACCGCAAGAUCCUGGCUCUGGGCACGUGGCUGCUGGCCCUGCUGCUGGCCCUGCCCAUGAUGCUGGCCAUCCGGCUGGUCCGCAGGGGCCGCAAGAGCCUCUGCCUGCCGGUCUGGGGCCAGCGUGCCCACCGCACCUACCUGACGCUGCUCUUCGGGACCAGCAUCGUGGGGCCCGGCGUGGUCAUCGGGCUGCUGUAUGUGCGCCUGGCCCGGGCCUACUGGCUGUCCCAGCAGGCCUCCUUCCUACAGACGCGGCGGCUGCCCAAGCCCAGGGUGCUCUACCUCAUCCUGGGCAUCGUGGGGCUCUUCUGGGCCUGCUUCCUGCCCUUCUGGCUGUGGCAGCUGCUCGCCCAGUACCCUGGGGCCCAGCCGCUCACGCCCCGCACCACGCGCAUUGUCAACUACCUGACCACCUGCCUCACCUACGGCAACAGCUGCGUCAACCCCUUCCUCUACACGCUGCUCACCAAGAACUACCGCGAGCACCGCCAACGCCCGCUCCGCCCCCGGGGAGCCAGCCGGCCCACGCGUGCCGGCCCCUUCCCUCCGCGCUGGGUCCGCUUCCAGCGCGGCUCCGGCCGCUCGCUGUCCUCCAGUGGCCAGCAGCCCACCGAGGCCCCCGCAGCGUCCCAGGCGGCCUCGAGAGUGGUCUGCGCCUGA
Molecule: messenger RNA, 1155 nt
Organism: Neomonachus schauinslandi (Hawaiian monk seal)
Lineage: Eukaryota; Metazoa; Chordata; Mammalia; Carnivora; Phocidae
Gene: UTS2R
Product: urotensin 2 receptor
Exons: 1
Coding region: 1-1155 (384 amino acids)
Biological process (GO): neuropeptide signaling pathway; regulation of blood pressure; blood vessel diameter maintenance
Cellular component (GO): membrane
Molecular function (GO): urotensin II receptor activity
Source: RefSeq, a predicted model, not a curated record